Molecule: messenger RNA, 975 nt
Organism: Musca vetustissima
Lineage: Eukaryota; Metazoa; Arthropoda; Insecta; Diptera; Muscidae
Gene: Ublcp1
Product: ubiquitin-like domain-containing CTD phosphatase 1
Exons: 2
Coding region: 1-960 (319 amino acids)
Biological process (GO): protein dephosphorylation
Cellular component (GO): nucleus
Molecular function (GO): protein binding; protein serine/threonine phosphatase activity
Source: RefSeq, a predicted model, not a curated record
AUGACGGAAAUCCAGGAAAUAACAAUUGUGGUUAAGUGGAGUGCUAAAGAGUAUCCCAUAACUGAUUUAACCGAUCAGGAUACCGUAGCUGUGCUACGUCAUGAAAUAUUUAAAAGGACAAUGGUGCGUCCAAAUCGCCAAAAAUUGCUUAAUUUGAAAUAUAAAGGAAAACCAGCAGAGGAUUCUCUAAAAUUGGGAAAUCUAGAACUAAAACCAAAUUUCAAAUUAAUGAUGGUGGGCUCAACGGAAGCUGAUAUUGAAGAUGCCUGUCAAAAGCCCGAUGAUAUCGGUGAGGUCAUUGACGAUUUGGAAGAUGACAACGAAGAAGAAACUCUGGAGAAUUCCGCAAUUUAUUUGGCCAAAAUACAAAAACGUAUUAAGGACUAUACAAUCAACGAACUUAAUCCUCCACGUCCAGGAAAGCAUUUAUUGGUUUUGGAUAUAGACUAUACCCUAUUUGAUCAUCGUUCUUCUGCCGAAUCGGGCUCGGAAUUAAUGCGACCAUAUUUACAUGAAUUUCUAACAUGUGCCUAUGAACAUUAUGAUAUUGUUAUUUGGUCGGCAACUGGAAUGCGUUGGAUUGAAGAGAAAAUGAAACUGCUGGGCGUUUCCAAUCAUCCAGCCUAUAAAAUUAUGUUCUAUUUAGAUUCACAUGCUAUGAUCUCGGUACAUACACCAGAUCGUGGGGUAAUAGAUGUUAAACCCUUGGGUGUUAUUUGGGGCCUAUAUCCACAGUAUUCCGCUGCCAAUACCAUUAUGUUUGAUGAUAUACGUCGUAAUUUCCUGAUGAAUCCACGUUCUGGUUUACGUAUCCGGCCAUUUCGUCAGGCUCAUUUGAAUCGCAGCACCGAUAAGGAACUACUAAAACUCUCCAAGUAUUUAACCGAUAUAGCAACGAACUGUAAAGAUUUUUCCAAAUUAAAUCAUCGCAAAUGGGAACAUUAUGAUCCACGUAAAUAGUGUAUACACCUUAUG